This is a messenger RNA of Sorex fumeus (smoky shrew), 1939 nucleotides long. It is a transcript of the gene CLEC14A, whose product is annotated as C-type lectin domain containing 14A. The transcript has a single exon. NCBI's taxonomy places the organism in Eukaryota, Metazoa, Chordata, Mammalia, Eulipotyphla, Soricidae. Gene Ontology annotation, biological process: cell migration. The record is from RefSeq and is a predicted model, not a curated record. Gene Ontology annotation, molecular function: extracellular matrix binding; extracellular matrix protein binding. Gene Ontology annotation, cellular component: extracellular matrix; external side of plasma membrane. Bases 30 to 1523 code for a protein of 497 amino acids.
UCCAAGUUGGGGAGAGCUGUGCCUGCACCAUGAGGCCAGCGCUCGCUUUGUGCCUCUUCUGGCAGGCGUUCUGGACCCCGCGGGGUGGUGCCGAACACCCCACGGCCGAUCGCGCAGGCUGCUCGGCCUCGGGGGCCUGCUACAGCCUGCACCACGCGACCAUCAAGCGGGCGGCGGCCCAGGAGGCCUGCAACUUGCGCGGCGGAGCGCUGAGCACGGUGCGCGGGGGCGCCGAGCUGCGCGAGGUGCUCGAACUGCUGCGGGCGGGCCCCGGGCCCGGAGGGGGCUCCAAGGACUUGCUGUUCUGGGUGGCCCUGGAGCGCGGGCGCUCCAACUGCACCCUGGACCAGGAGCCUCUGCGGGGCUUCUCCUGGUUGUCGUCGGCGGACGUCGGCGGCUCCGAAGGCGACACGCUGCCGUGGGUGGAAGAGCCCCAGCGCUCCUGCACCGCGCGCAAGUGUGCGGGGCUUCAGGCCACCCGGGGGGUGGAACCCGCCGGCUGGAAGGAGAUGCGGUGCCACCAGCGUGCCGAUGGCUACCUGUGCAAGUACCAGUUUGAGGGCCUUUGCCCGGCGCCGCGCCCCGGGGCCGCCUCGAACUUGAGCUACCGCGCGCCCUUCCAGCUGCACAGCGCGGCGCUGGACUUCAGUCCGCCCGGGACCCAGGUGAGUGCCGUCUGCCCCGGGCAGCUCUCCGUGACAGCCACCUGCAUCGUAGACCAGGAAGGCUGGCGCUGGAAAGGGAUCGCCCCCGGGGCUCCGCUUUGUCCCUGCUCCGGGCCCUACCGACGCGCCGGCAAGUGCGCGCUGCUGGCGGACUGUCUGGACGACUCGGGACGCUUCAGCUGCCAGUGUGCCGAGGGCUUCGCGCUGGGAAAAGACGGACGCUCUUGUGAGACCGGUGGGGCAGGACGGCGGCCAACUCCAGGAGGGACCCAGAUGCCCAGCCCACGGCCGCCGUCCAGCACAACAAGCCCCGUGCCCAAGAGACCUGGGUCGCCCAGCGUUCACCGGGAGCUUGGAGAGAUGCCCUGGGCUCCGGGACAAGGCGGUUCUACGACGUCAAGUCCCAAGAUGCCCCGGUGGGGAGCAACUAGCACGACCUCUGUCCUUCGGAUGACCUCUCAAGCUGCCAAGCCAAAGGCCACUGCCCCCUCCGCAGGACGAACAACUCCUGCGUUUAAUUCCACUUCUUCCCCGGCGGUCUCCCAGGCAUUUGACUCCUCCACUGUGGUCUUCAUUCUUGUGGCCAUCGCCAUAGUCGUGUUGGUGAUCUUGACCAUGACAGUGCUGGGCCUUUUCAAACUUUGCUUCCACAAGAGCCCUUCCUCACAGCCCAGCAAGGGAUCCCCGGCCAGGCCCGGUGUGGAGAGUGGGGCCGAGGAGACCACUCAGCGCUCUGGUUCUGUUCCUGGCCCUGGCCCAGACCAAGGGGGAAAGCCGACCCGGGACAGAGCCGGCGGCUCUUGGUUGUCAGACUCCACUCCAGGGUCCAACAAUACAAAGGGAAACAGGGGACAGUGAGUACUUUUUAUUUGCGAGCUGUUCCCCCCCCCCCCCCCCACACUUUUCCAUGAAAAGGGAAAGAAGAGGAACUUAUUUGUGGGAAAGGCCCUUUUCUUUAAGAAUUCCUCCUUUCUCUAAGAUCUGUCUUCUCUAAUGAGGAGCUGUUUGGAGUGGUCCUCCUUUGAAGAUGGAAGAGGUGGGGAUGCUGGGUGAUAUCAGGGUUCUUACCAGGGAAAGUGUUUUUUUGGGAAGAUUUGGAGAAGUGAUUGAACUUUUGGAGACAUCGUAAGCAGAAACAAAGCAGAAGAUAUAUUUUAAAUUUUAUUUUUUUUUCCAAAAGGGAAAAGUAGCCUUUGUCUACAUUGUUCAGGUUGGGAAUAGAUUGGUUUGAAUUUCCCCAACAGAAACUAAAUAAAGUACUUUUUAUAACCCAG